Messenger RNA from Paraglomus brasilianum, 190 nucleotides. NCBI's taxonomy places the organism in Eukaryota, Fungi, Glomeromycota, Glomeromycetes, Paraglomerales, Paraglomeraceae. The record is from the annotation of a GenBank genome assembly.
GAUAUAAACACAAUCCAGGAAAAAAUCGGUAUUCUUGGCUAUACUAAUCAAGAAAUGGCAGAAGAAGCCAAUAAAAAUGCGAGGGUGUACCUUCGAAAGUUUGAGAAAUUUCAUGGUCCCUUAGAAGAUGAUCCAGGUGUGCUAAUAAAGAAAUUCGUUGAUAGGGGGGCAAAGAAAUUUUGGUUUACUG